AUGGUGAUGCCAGUAGCCGUCUGCCUGAUGUUGUUGCAUGUACUUUCGUUUCUUAUCAGACUCGGCGGGCAUCGUGUCCUUGCUUUUUGUGCUGAUACCCCUAGGCACGAUGCCGCACAAAGAAGCAUCGGCAUAGACCCAGCGGGCGUAUCGCAACCGCUCGUCACAUCUCCCACGCAUGCUGGAGCCAGUGCCAUGGGCAAGUCUUGUUCCAUGUGCGGGCAUGGAGCUCUUCUCGUUUGUGCUGAGACUGCCAUCGCAUUUCGCGACAAAUGCGGUCUCUUGUUGAUCGACCUAGGCCUUGUCUUGGAAACCUAUACACGGGAAGCAUCUUCGCUAUCAGCUGCGUCGGUACCCCUGCAUGAUUACGUGCUUCAAACAGCUGACAAGGGAGAUUGCAUGCAGGCGUACAAAAGCCGCUUGUCUUUCGCUGAAGAGCAAGCCCUGAGGGGCCUCCAUCGCGACUCUCCAGCAGCUUCUAGCCCUCUGGAGAGCUCCUACAAGUUGGCACGAAUAGUGAGUGGUAAGCCAUCCGAGGCCCGUCUGCCAUGUGGUAUUCAGCCUGUGCAUCCCAUCCCGCCUAUGGAUCUUGUUUCUGACCCGUCACGAUCGUACAGGGCACCACUUCUACCCCUCCUCACCCCCGGCCUCUCAGCACGCCAAAGAGACGCCCCUCCCCUUGUCGCCUCUCUCGAACUGCAGGGCUUUGGCGGACGCUGGUUGGGGGAGCCGGAAUCAGGGAGUGGCACUCCUGCACAACACCAUCUGCUCAAAGCCCCAAUGAGGAACGUUUCCAGGUAUCUGGAUGCCCGCCGCUGGUGGAUUAACCUUGCGAGGUAG
This is a messenger RNA of Trichoderma asperellum CBS 433.97, 840 nucleotides long. The record is from RefSeq and is a predicted model, not a curated record. NCBI's taxonomy places the organism in Eukaryota, Fungi, Ascomycota, Sordariomycetes, Hypocreales, Hypocreaceae.